AUGCAGCAGAUGGAAGCUACUAGGCAGGCUGCUGAGGACGCACAGAGGCAGCAUGUGGAUGCUCUCCGUCAGUUAGGGGAGAAUGCUGCUGGUGCUCAAAUGUAUGGUCCUCAUCCCCAACCUCCACCCCCUGAAUGGAGUUUGGAAGACUUCUUGAAGCACCAACCCGCCAAGUUUGAUGGCAAGACGAGUCCCGACCAGGCGGACCAGUGGAUGAAGGAUAUGGAGCGCAUCUUUGAUGCCAAGAGGUGCCCCGAUGAGAGCAGGCUUGCUUUCACUGUCUACAUGCUCACAAGAGAGGCUGAGCAUUGGUGGGCCAGCAUGAGGCUAGUGAUAGAAGAGAAGCAUGAUGAUAUCACAUGGGAAGCCUUCAAGAGGAGAUUUCUUUCAGAGUAUUUCCCUGAUAGCGUGAGAUACGCUAAGGAGGUAGAGUUCCUCCAGCUGACGCAGGGGAACAAGUCAGUAGCUGAGUACGCCGAGAGAUUCAAGCAUCUGGGACGUUUCUACACCAUGCCGCUCGAUGAGGAGUGGCGCUGCAGGAAGUUUGAGAAUGGUCUCAGAGGAGACAUUCGGUUGAUGGUGGCCCCGUUGUCCAUCAAGGACUUUGCGGCCUUGGUGGAAAAGGCCAGGGUCAUGGAGCGUAUGAAGGUAGAUGUGGAAGCCCAGCAGCAGCCACAACAAAGAGUUAGCGGACCAUCUGGGUCCAGGCCACGAGUUGAAGAGAAGAGGAAGCCAUAUGCUAGACCUCACCCUCAGCCACAGGGGUCUAGAGGUUUUUCUUCCCCGCCCAGCAGGAUCUAG
This is a messenger RNA of Vigna unguiculata (cowpea), 801 nucleotides long. The record is from RefSeq and is a predicted model, not a curated record. NCBI's taxonomy places the organism in Eukaryota, Viridiplantae, Streptophyta, Magnoliopsida, Fabales, Fabaceae.